AUGGCCUCGACUCGGCCGGCGCCGCCUUCGUCGCGCUCGGGGCUGCCCCCCGAGCCUGGGCCCACACCGCCGACGCCGACGCCCGGAGGCCCACCGGGGUUGCCCCCGGGGCCCGCCUGCUGCCGCCGCCUCUUGCUGUGGCCCGGGCCCGAGCAGCAGCCACCUCCCGGACCGCCGCCGGGGCCGCCCACGGCGCCCAGGCCUAGGCCCAGACCCAGCGCGUCGGCGGCCCCGGCGGAGGCCGGCCCCCCGGGGCCCGGGGGCGGCGGCGAGGCCUGCGGCCGGGAAGCCGCGGAGCCCGCGCCCGAGGCCCAGCGCGCCAGUGGCGGCGGCGAGGCCCGCGGGCGGCCGCCCGACGACGGUCCGGCGCCCGGGACGCCCUCGCCGCCGCCCGGGCCGCCGGGCCCGCCGCCGCCCGGGCCGCCGGGCCCGCCGCCAGGCUCGCCGUCCGGGCCCGAGUCGGCAUCCGAGCCGGCGGGCGGCGGCCCGGGCGGCGGCGGCGGCGGCUUCUUCUUGGGCAGGAUGGUCAUGGCGCUCCGGGGCCCUGACGCCGGCGGGCUCGGCCUGGGCCUGGGGCUCAGCGGCUCCGGCUCCGACGCCCCCUCAGGGCCGCCGGGGCCGGGGCCGGGCCGGAGCCAGGCCGGCCCGAGGCGCGGGGCGGGGACGGGGGGAGGGGGAGGGCCGACGACCAGGAGAGGCCGGAGCCGCCAGGCCCCGCGGAGCCGCAACGCCGAGCGCCGCCUCCCCUGUACCGGGCGGGGCGGAGAGUGGGACGGGGUGCGGGUUAAGUCCGGGCCCAAACCCCCUGUUACGUCUCGGCGAGCAGCGGAGGGCACGGAGGCCUUUUGCGACUUCCACAGCCAGGGACUGAGGGGAGGCGCAGUGUCCAGACACAGCAAUUCCACCACGGGCGCCUGCCCCUCCCCGCCUGGCGAGUUGCCACAGGCCGUGUCACACACUCCUCCGCAACGUCACUUCCGCCCCUCGCCCCAUCACCCCCGCCUCGCCGCGCAGGUUUUUAUUGGUUUGAACUGCAUCCAGUAG
Phascolarctos cinereus (koala) is the source of this 1044-nucleotide messenger RNA. NCBI's taxonomy places the organism in Eukaryota, Metazoa, Chordata, Mammalia, Diprotodontia, Phascolarctidae. The record is from RefSeq and is a predicted model, not a curated record.